Messenger RNA from Galendromus occidentalis (western predatory mite), 1865 nucleotides. Its product is annotated as regulator of chromosome condensation. NCBI's taxonomy places the organism in Eukaryota, Metazoa, Arthropoda, Arachnida, Mesostigmata, Phytoseiidae. Gene Ontology annotation, molecular function: guanyl-nucleotide exchange factor activity. Gene Ontology annotation, cellular component: cytoplasm. The transcript has 4 exons. The record is from RefSeq and is a predicted model, not a curated record. The coding region runs from base 218 to 1495 and encodes 425 amino acids.
GAAUCACCCGGCUGAGAAUGUCGGAACCCCAAAAAAAAGAAACGUGGACGACUUCGGAAGACUCCCGCGGAUACCUCGAGCGAUGCGCAGGAACGAGAUCGGGCGACAAACCUCCGACAAUCCACGCGAAGCUCUCUGAAACGAGCUCAUUCGAGUCUGACGAUGCUCCAAGUUCCCAGCGUGCGAGGGGCAACGACCGCCCUAGUUGCAGGUGGUAAUGAGGUCGGUCAGCUUGGCAUGGAGCGCGCGUCGGCUUGCCGUUUCGUGCCGAUUACUGAUCUGCAAGAGAAGGUGCGUCGAUCGGACAGUUUCCCUAUUUCGCGCCUUGGGUCGAUACUCAUUCGGGAAUGUUCCCACCGAGCGAACCAGAGUUCGCUCCCGGCCCAAAACGUCGAUCUUAUUCCAGAUCGUGUCCUGUGCCGCUGGUGGAAUGCAUUCGUUGCUUCUCAGCGAACACGGGAAGAUUCUGUCCUUCGGUUGCAACGACGACGGAUCUCUCGGGAGGCUGACGGAGGAAGAGGAGGAGUGCUUCAAAGCCGCCGUGGUCCACAUUGAAGGCGAGACGGUUUCGAAAAUUGCGGCUGGUAACAUUCAUUCCGUAGCUUUGACCACCGACUGUCACGUUUUCAUUUGGGGGAGCUACCGGGAUAAUUCCGGAGCUUUCGGCAUCUCUCCGAAGAAUCCAGAAUUCAUUUCGGAACCCAUGAAAUUAUCCUUGCCCGAUUCCAUCACUGAUAUCGCAUGCGGUGCGGACCAUACUUUAAUGCUGAGCCAGGAGGGCGUCAUCUACACCAUGGGGAUCGCAGAACAAGGGAGACUCGGGCGGAUAAGAAAAUCCCAUUGUUGCCGAGAGAAUCGCCGUGCGCGUCAGACGAUGCUGACACCGCUUCCCAUGAGGGUUCGACGCUAUCGGAAGCCCGUGUUGUUCGACGGUAUCUGGGCCGGUCGCUUCAGCGGUUUCGCGCGAAGCGUCUCCGACGGCCGCAUAUGGGGUUGGGGCCUGAAUAACUAUCAUCAGCUGGGCGAAAUCAACCCAGAUGACCACGAGGACAAUUUCGUUUAUCAGCCGGUUGAGCUAGCCGCUUUCGAUCCCAAGAAAAGAUGGACUCAAAUAUGCGGAGGUGAACAGCACACGUUGGCGCUGGACAGCGAAGGAACCGUAUACUCCAUGGGGAGACCUCUCUACGGCAGACUUGGACUCGGACCGGCCGAUGCGAACGAUCCCGAUGUCACGAAACUAACGCCUGUGCCCGGCCUGGAGGAAUGCGUUGUCAGCAUAGCGGCUGGAGAUAAUUGCAGUUUCGCAAUCCACAAAAGUGGUCAGCUCUUGUCUUGGGGUCAAGGAACCAACAUGCUCGGUCAGGGCGAUCGCGAGAUUGCGAAAGACAUCGAUCUAUACGUUCCGACUCAAUGCGCUUCGAAGCACCUCAAAGACAAAACGACAAUUGAAAUCGCAGCCGGAUCGCACCACGCCAUAUGCAUCGCCAGUGGUUGAAGUCGAAAUAGCUGUCAUGAUACAAAUCGGACGACAUGCUUAGGUACACAUCAUAUUUGAGAAAUUACUUGUCGAUGGCAUUCAUAGCGACGCCCCGCAGGGCUCGCCCGCGCAGACUCAUUGUUCAGUCCUCCUUCUUUGUUUUUAGCGUUUUUUCCCAAGUGCUUGGCCCGUUCCAACACCGAUAGGCUCUGGUUGGUUUUUCGGAAGGAAGAUUCAUCUGGGUUGGCUUCCCCUCUUACGGCAGUGUUUUUAAUAAUGGAAAUUCGAGCGAGUGAUAUUCUUGGUGCUAGGCGGCUUCGAAUUUUAUAGUUUUCCCAGGAAUGAAUAUCAAAGUCCUCGACGGCAGAAGCUACCGCGCGAUAGAUUC